AUGCUGGUGACCUAUUUGGAAGCCAGCCGCGACCUUUGCGAGACGGAUUCAAUUCUUUUUGGCGCCGCACUGGCAGUAUGCCGUAUUAUUGGCGCCAAACUUCCCGUGGCUGGACGUGCUACUCAAAAAAGUAGCGCCAUCCCAGCCUGGAGAAAAAGAAUUGAGGACCGUAUCGCAAAGGCAAGGGCCCUUAUCGGCGGACUGACAAGCUUCGUCAAUAAUAACCGGAUUAUGCGCUCCGUUAGGAUGGCGUUUGCUGGGACAAAUAUCAGUUUGUUCCAACCGGAUAUCACGCAAAAACUAACGGAGCGCAUAGAUGACCUGAAGCAAAAAAUCGCUGCUUGGGGGAAGCGGAUUCGACGAUUUAGCGAGAGGUCAAGAGGUCAAGCGAGUGAUCAGAAGAGGCUCUAUAAAUCAUUGGAGCGACCAGAGGUAUGUGGAGCGGGCCCAGGACCGGAUCAGGCCUGUGGUCAGAGCACGUAA
Molecule: messenger RNA, 483 nt
Organism: Parnassius apollo (apollo)
Lineage: Eukaryota; Metazoa; Arthropoda; Insecta; Lepidoptera; Papilionidae
Source: the annotation of a GenBank genome assembly